Molecule: messenger RNA, 3067 nt
Organism: Lemur catta (Ring-tailed lemur)
Lineage: Eukaryota; Metazoa; Chordata; Mammalia; Primates; Lemuridae
Gene: CALHM5
Product: calcium homeostasis modulator family member 5
Exons: 2
Coding region: 70-999 (309 amino acids)
Molecular function (GO): monoatomic cation channel activity
Source: RefSeq, a predicted model, not a curated record
UCAGCCACUGCCACAGCUGCUCGGUCGAAAACAAGGGCAAAGCAUCGUUCCUCUUUGAGCAUCUCCAACAUGGAUGCUUUUCAGGGCAUUUUGAAAUUCUUCCUUAACCAGAAAACCGCUAUUGGUUACAGUUUCAUGGCUCUGCUGACCGUGGGAAGUGAGCGUCUCUUUUCAGUCGUAGCCUUUAAGUGCCCCUGCAGCUCUGAGAAUACGGUCUAUGGGCUGGUGUUCCUCUUUGCUCCUGCCUGGGUGUUACUAAUCCUGGGAUUCUUUCUGAGCAACAAGUCAUGGAGACUCUUCACAGGCUGCUGUGUGAAUCCCAGGAAAAUCUUCCCCAGAGGCCACAGCUGCCGCUUCUUCUAUGUCCUCGGUCAGAUCACUCUGAGCUCGUUGGUGGCUCCCGUGAUGUGGCUGUCUGUGGCUCUGCUCAAUGGAACUUUUUAUGAAUGUGCCAUGAGUGGGACGAAAAGUUCAAGACUCCUGGGGCUGAUUUGCAAGGGCAAGCCUAAAGAGUGCUGGGAAGAACUGCACAAAGUACCUUGUGGCAAAACCAGCAUGCUACCCAUGCACGGUGAAGAAUUGAAACUGUCCCUUCAGGCCCAGUCUCAGAUUCUAGGAUGGUGCCUGAUUGGUUCAGCAUCUUUCUUUUCUCUGCUCACCAUUUGCUAUGCUCGCUGCCGAUCUAAAGUUAGCUAUCUUCAGCUGAGUUUUUGGAAGACAUAUGCACAAAAGGAGAAGGAGCAGUUGGAAAACACAUUUCUGGACUAUGCCAACAAGCUGAGUGAGAGGAACCUGAAAUGCUUUUUUGAAAACAAGAGGCCAGAUGUUAUUCCCAUGCCCACUUUUGCUGCCUGGGAGGCUGCUUCAGAGCUGCACUCUUUCGACCAGAGCCAGCAACACUACAGCACCCUCCACAGGGUGGUGGAGGAUGGUCUGGAACUGAGCCCUGAGGAGGAUGAGACGACAAUGGUCCUUGUGGGUUCUGCCCACAAUAUGUAGCUCAUUCACCAUCACUGACUCGUGGUGUCGAGUGGUACGCUUAUUCUGAGAUCCUCUGACUGUAUCAACAGCAAUCUGUGUAUCUGUAUUUUCUUACAUUUAAGGUUUUUUUUUUUUUUUUAUUUACAAGACAGUAACACAAAGGAAACUGCUUUGAAGCUCUCAAGUGCAGUGUCAGGAUGUGCUCAAAUUGAUAACUGCAUGGUGACGAAGGUGCUCUUGCAUUGGCGCAGAGUUGGGCUCUGUAGGCUCAAACGCCACUCCAGGUUCUGAGAUUUUUGUCAUUCAACAGAAAGACUCAUGAAAGUGGAUCUGCCACUCUCUGUCUGUAUUGGUCACAGAAUCCAGAGGCAGAAGCAGUGGCUUGUGAGUAAGCAGGUUACUCUUAGCAUAGAUUAACCUGCAUGACGCAUCUGCUGUGUGGUCAGCAGGAGUCUUUGUCCUGUAAAUCCAUCCCACUGUCUUUCAUGAAAUUCUAUCCUUUGAAAUUCAUUCCCUCGGUAUUGGAAGGCUUCAGUUCUCAAAAUGAAAGAAUAUGAUGACUAAAACUCGGUUUUUCACACAUUUUCAGUGUAUACUGAAAACAUGUUUCUGGAGGCAUGGCUGCAUCAUGACUUUUGUGGGCUCUGGGCACUUUUGUCUCCGUGGACCACUUUCUACAUUCAAAAUAGUAAUAAAAAAUAAAUAUAUACACACAUGUACAUAUUUAUGACUGCAUCGAUAUAAAAAUGAAUAUAUUAAUAUUAUAUGUUAAAAGACUUUCUUCAACCUAAACGUUUAUUUAUUUCCUUCUGGUUUUAAAAGAAAUUAAAAACCCUUCUGUGGGGCCCUACAAGUAUUGUGGGCCCUAAGCGCGGUGCCUACUACACUGUGGGCAUGUCUUGGUCUGUUUGGGUUACUAUAAGAAAAUACUAUAGUUUGGGGGCUUAUAAAGAAUAGAAAUUUAUUUCCCACAGUUCUGGAGGCUGCGUAGGUCGAGAUCAGGGUGCAAACAUGGUCAGGUUCUGGUGAAAGCCUUCUUCCAGGUUGCAGACUGCUGCCUUCUCACUGUGUCCUCACGAGGUAGAAAGUGCAAAUAAGCUCCCUCAGGCAUAUUUUAUAAUGACACUAAUUCCAUUCCUGAAGGUUCCACCUUUCUGAUCUAAUUACCUAUCAAAAACCCCACCUAUUAAUACCAUCACCUUGAGGGGUAGGAUUUUAACAUGAAUUUGGGGGGAGGGGGAGUAAAACAUUCGGACCAUAGUAGGGUAAAUUGGCCCUGACUAAAGGUCUGAGGACACUGUCUAAAGCAAUACAAGUAUAAAACUGUUUUGCAGUCUUACAUUUAUCAGGAAUAAUGUAAAUUUUGCAUUCUACCAUGAUAUAUAUCCAUAGGAGUUUAUAUCAUACAUAUAUAAAUUCCCCUUAAAUCUCUGAGGGAAUUGUGCUUAAGGAAUAAGAACCAUGUUUUGUGCUGUGGCUUACACCUUACAUCACUGGACGUCCAUGUUCCCUAGCUUGAGAAAGCUGAAUAUUACUCCUUAUUACCAUGAAACAUGAUGACAAACUGAGGGGAGAGUCCUAUGUAAGACUCAGAACACAUCUGUGAUACUGUUACUUAUAACAGAAAUAUAUCUUUGGUCUUGAUUUCCAUUCCUGGAGCAGAGCUCCUAAAACUCUUGAAAUCUCCAAAGUGCUGUGUCGUUUUGUUUGCUAACAAGAGGACUGACAGCUGGGGGCUCCUGAUGGCCUCAGGAUGGGGGCUGGCUGCCAGGGAAUCCAACCCCGAGAUUAGAGGGUUGGACUUUCAGCCCCAUCUUCCAGACCAGGGGAAGGGAAGAGGGGCUGAAGGUUGAGUUGAUUACCAGUGACUAAUGAUUUAAUCAAUCAUGCCUAAGUAAUGAAGCCUCCGUAAAACCCCAAAAGGACAGGAUUCAGCGAGCUUCUGGGUUGUUCAACACAUGGAGGGCGGCAUGCUCAGAGAGGGCAUGGAAGUUGUGUGCCCUUUCCCCCAAAGCUUGUUCUAUGUAUCUCUUUCAUGUGGCUAGUCCUGAGUUGUAUCCUUUUACAAUAAACUGGUAAUAAUAAA